Zerene cesonia (dogface butterfly) is the source of this 3030-nucleotide messenger RNA. RefSeq names its product inner centromere protein A (gene Incenp). The record is from RefSeq and is a predicted model, not a curated record. The coding region runs from base 88 to 2736 and encodes 882 amino acids. The transcript has 21 exons. Lineage: Eukaryota; Metazoa; Arthropoda; Insecta; Lepidoptera; Pieridae.
CAAUUUCAAACGGUUUUCGAUUGUGUAGUUUUUUAGUGUUUGACAAAUUUAUGAAACUUUUAUGAAAGUGGUGUUAUUUUUCCAAUUAUGUCAAUUUUUAAUGAGUUGAUAUUACCGAAAAUCACAGAAAUACCUAAAGCUUACGUAAAGAGUUUUAACGAUGAUCUUAAGGCUGCUUUCGCGUGUUUUCAAAAAUUCGAAGAGGAGUUUCAAAAUGGAAAGGCCAAAGCGCGAGAAAAAUCUGUCAAAGAUAAAACCCUCUUGACGACCCUCCAAAGUAUCGACGAGGACGAAGAUGAACCUAAAACAGCCAGUAAAGUGGAUUCAAAGUCCAGUACCGAUAGAAGCUCUACUGACAGCAGUAGUAGUAAGAGAGGAUCCAAGAAACGCAGUAAGAAUGAGGUUGAUGGUAUGUCGAGCCCUGAACAAGAGAAACGGCAUAAGAGAAAUGCAUCUGUUAAGGCACAGAGCAUUAUAAGUAAACAGGUGAAUGUGAACUUAACUCAAAAACUGCGUCGCGAGAAUUCAACAGAGAAGUCGAGUAAUCGUCGGCGCGGCAAAGAUGACGACAAGGAAAAUACGGAACCCAUAAUACCUGCUGUGCAGAUUAAACAAGAGAAGAUUUCGAUAGCUCCAGAGCCAAUGGACAUGGAGUCAAUACCAUUGAAUAUUGAAGUUAAGCAAGAAUUAGAUAAGGAUGAUAUUGCCAUGCCUCCGCCGUCUAUGCCUGUACCUAAGCAACGUAAAGCUGCUCAAAAGGAUAAAGUGGAUGAAACUAGUGAUGAAGAACCAGCCAGGAGACGGACCACUCGCACUAAGAAACAGGCAGACGCACAACCUGUACCAGUGGCUUCUACGAGAUCAACGCGUGCGAGCAACAGGGCGACCAAACAAACGGACAGCGAAGAGUCUAUCGUAGCCGAAGCGAGACCUAAACGAACCAGAGGGAAAAAGGCCGCCCAAGAAACUUCAACUACGGAUACUGAUAAGGACAGCCAGAGCACGCAAGACAGUGGCAUCGCGUCACCAGCGGAAAAGCCACGGCCUAAACGGACGAGAAAAUUGCAGAAAAACAAAAAAGACGAAGAACCACCCAAAGAAGUUGAAAUUCCAGCAAAGGAAGCAGAAAAUCAACAACCUCUCGUUGUGAAGGAAGAAAGAAUAUCACAACCAGAUUACUCAUCACCGUUACUACAGAAAAUUGUUAAUAAGACGAACAAAGCAAAUGAUAAAACGCUAUUAAUUGAAAGUAGGAAUAUAACAGAAAAUGGGAUUGAUGAGAUUCAAAAUGGGACUCCCGAUGGGAUAGAAAAUGGCAAUAAAGAUUUGGAAGAUACAAGAGUCAUUUCUAAAGCUAUGGACGCAACGGUUGUUUUGCCGAAUGGUGUGUUUAACCAUGCUUCGGUCAGCCCGAAAAAUAAUAGAAAUAUGAAUGAAACAGUAGUUAUUGAAACAUGCAAUCAAACAGUGGUUCUGGAUAAACCAAAACUGAUGGAUUCUACUGUUGUCAUUGACAAAGGAUCGAAAACGAAUUUAACGGAUGACAAUUCACUAUUGACGGACGAUGAUUCCGUUGAAAUGAAAACGCCGCCCAAACAACCGCCCAUACUGCAACAACCCACGUCCGCGGUGAAAGAGAAGGUGCAACAAUUCGAAGAGAUGGCGUCGCGCGUGACGAGGACCAAAACACGCGCUAUGAAAAAGCAGGAAGUGCAAGACGAGCCGGAUAACCAAACGCCACCAGAUAAAGUGUCCAAAGUUAUGUUGUCGGCGGAUAACUUGAGCAAGAUGAACAGCAUGAUAUUCAAUGGGAAAUCCAUUAUACCGGUAUAUGUUUCGAAUUCAGCGUCGAAACCUCGCGUAAACACAACUUCUAGCGUAAAAGGAUUCUCGUCAACUUCAAAACUCAGCGGUAUAAAUAAAGCGCGGGAGGCCGCUGAGGAGUUCAAAAUGGAGGACGCGAGGAGGAAAAAGGAAGCCAUGUUGGAGGCGAAACGGGAGAUGCAGAAGAAAAAGAGAGAAGAAAAAAUGGCCGCCGCGGCAGCCGCAAGAGAAGCCGCUGAGAGAGAGAGGAGACUAGCGCUCGCCGCGGCCGCGAGAGAGAAACAGGAGAAGCAGCUGCAUGCCGACAUGGGCAAGCUGGAGAAGAUGAGGGAGGUGGAAAAGAAAAAACAAGAACUCGCGCGCAAAGUCCAAGAAACGGAAGAGAGGCGCAAAGCAGAAGAGUUGGCGAGACAGAAGAGGUUAGAAGAAGAGCAGAGGAAAGCGGGAGAGCUCAGAAAGAGACAGUUAGAAGAAGCCGACAAAAUGAAAAAGGAGGCCGCGUUAAUGGCGCGGGAAAUAGAGAGGAAACAGAGGGAGUUCAUAGAGAAGCAAAAGUUGAAGCAGAGAAUGGAGGAAGUGUCAAGUGCAAUGAAAACGCCCCGCAAGUACCCACCGAUAGAGCCUGUGUAUAUGGAAGACGGGUUCCAGUACCUUAAUUCUGAUGAAGAAGCCGAUCCUGUGGAAAGGCCUAUUCCCACGUGGUCUACUAGUAAGGCGCGCUACCGGCAGCUGGCGCGGCAGACGCGCGUGGCGGCGCGGCACGUGGACCGGCUGUUCUCCGUGCGCGCGCACGCGCCCGACCUGCGCGAGAUCUUCCCCAACAUCGAGCGCGCGCGCCUCAAGCGCACCUCCUCCGCCGUCUGGCGCUCGCCGCUGCCCGCGCCGCCCGCGCUGCCCGACCUGGCCGAGUGAGCGCCGCGCCGGAGCGGGACGGAGAUAUAGUUAUUCACGCUGGUACGAGUCGCUGGCGGCGUUUGUAAAUAUAGAUGAUAAUGUUAUAUUAUGUAAUCGAUUAUAUGAAGUAGUACUGCCUAUUUAGAUCUAUCGUUAACUCUAUAUAUUAUUAUAUCUUUGUAACUUUAAAUUAUUUGUUAAUUUAAAGAUGCUACUAGGAAUUUGCCUUGAUCGCGAAGGAAUGACAAGAGAAUAGUUGAGUUCGAAAGCUUAGUAAAAUAGAUGGUUAAAUACCAAAGACAAUUUCGCAAA